GAAGGUUCGUCUUGUUCGAUCACAAGUGAGAGUUUAGAGCCACUAUGGCGGCGAAGCUCUUUUGUUUCAUGACAGUGCUUGUUAGUGGCAGUGACACUGGGGUAAUCACAAGUCUCAAAACUUGGAUAGGAUAACAGAAGGAUGGUGCGGGUGGUGUUUCUGCAUCCAGACCUCGGUAUAGGUGGAGCGGAGCGUCUGGUUGUCGAUGCUGCUGUCGCACUUAAGUCCAAGGGAUGUAAUGUCCAGAUCUGGACCGCUCACUAUGACCCGACCCACUGUUUCUCUGAGACCCUUGAACCAGAUUUACCUGUGGUUUGUGUGGGUGACUGGCUGCCCACCAGUGUUUUUGGGUACCUCCAUGCCCUCUGUGCUUACCUAAGAAUGAUCUACGUAGCGGUCUAUUUGGUCUUUUUUAGCGGGCUGGAGUAUGAUGUCAUCUUCUGCGAUCAAGUGUCAGUGUGUAUUCCGGUGUUGAGGCUGUCCCGUCACAGGAAGAAGGUUUUAUUCUACUGUCACUUCCCAGACCAGCUGCUGACUCAAAGGAAAUCAGCCCUGAAGAAGCUUUACCGCGCUCCCAUCGACUUCAUGGAGGAGCGCACCACUGGCAUGGCUGAUAUGAUUCUGGUAAACAGCCAGUUCACCGCAGGAGUCUUCAGGGAGACCUUUCGGAGUCUCACAGGGAUACAGACAGACGUCCUCUAUCCCUCCCUCAACACGCGCACCUUUGACCAGCCACCUACUGAAGCACAGGGUCUGGGGGGGCUGCUCCCGGAGGGAACCUCCCACCUGUUCCUCUCGCUUAACCGAUACGAGCGAAAGAAGAACCUGGGUCUGGCGCUUCAGGCCCUGGCGGCUCUGAGCAGCGUUCUUCCUCCGGCCCAGAGAUCGGGCGUUCACUUGGUGGUGGCGGGGGGCUACGACGACCGAGUCGGCGAGAACGUGGAGCACUACGCCGAGCUGAAAGAGCUGGCAUCGCAGCUGCACUUGGAGGACUGCGUGACCUUCUUGCGCUCCCCCUCGGACUCGGUCAAGGUGGCGCUGCUGCGGGCUAGCCACGCGGUGCUGUACACGCCGAGCAGGGAGCAUUUCGGGAUCGUUCCCGUCGAGGCCAUGUACUGCCGCUGCCCCGUUAUCGCCGUCAACUCCGGGGGGCCCCUGGAGAGCGUGGCGGACGGCGAGACGGGCUUCCUGUGCGAGCCCACGGCAGAGGCUUUCUCUAAGGCCAUGGAGAGGCUGGUCGUGGAGCCGCAGCUCCGAGGGGACAUGGGACAAGCUGGCAGGAAGAGGGUGCAAGAUAAGUUCUCUCUUCAGGCCUUCUCACAGCAGCUGUACGGAUACAUUGUCAGCCUGAGCCAGUGACAUCAAGACUGAAGGUUUUUUCUUUUUUUGGGGGUGGGGGCGGUAACCUGACUGUUUGUGUGUGUGAAGUAUGCGGUAUUACAAGGAUUUAAGAGGACAAUUAAUCAGCCUUCCCUUGGAAGCGUUGCUGAGGAACAGACUUCCAUACCAAUUAGAAAGAGAAUGAAGCGUUUCCAUACUGCGCUGGUUUUAUGUACGUGUCGCAGCAGGGCAACCCAAAAUAUUGAUUAAUACAGUGACAUGUUUUUUUCCCCCUUUUGGCUCGGCAGCCAUCUUUAUUAGUGGAGGAACACAGUUAUCUUCGAGUCGUACACACUGUCCUAAAUCAAUAAACAGGAUGCUUUCCUCCACUUCCUGUCUGCCCAGAGCUUUUAUUCCAAAGACGCUAGCCUGCUCCGUGACUCUUGCUGCUGCACGGAGGUUAUUAGCAGAUGAUAGAGAGUGUUUGGCUUCAUUAGAGGUCUGGCUGGUGGACAGCGUGCCGCUGUCUGGGUCAUUAUCAAGGAGGAGAAUAGCAGAAGGUCACUGUGUCUGCGCAACGGCCUCUUCCGCCCUUCUACUGUAUAGAGCUGUUCUUAUUGACAUUCCAGAAGUCUUAAUAAACUAGUCGACACACAAA
Molecule: messenger RNA, 1978 nt
Organism: Phyllopteryx taeniolatus (common seadragon)
Lineage: Eukaryota; Metazoa; Chordata; Actinopteri; Syngnathiformes; Syngnathidae
Gene: alg2
Product: ALG2 alpha-1,3/1,6-mannosyltransferase
Exons: 5
Coding region: 142-1359 (405 amino acids)
Molecular function (GO): GDP-Man:Man(1)GlcNAc(2)-PP-Dol alpha-1,3-mannosyltransferase activity; alpha-1,3-mannosyltransferase activity
Source: RefSeq, a predicted model, not a curated record